Messenger RNA from Triticum aestivum (bread wheat), 1194 nucleotides. RefSeq lists its product as uncharacterized. The record is from RefSeq and is a predicted model, not a curated record. The transcript has a single exon. Lineage: Eukaryota; Viridiplantae; Streptophyta; Magnoliopsida; Poales; Poaceae. Bases 1 to 1194 code for a protein of 397 amino acids.
AUGGCCGCGUCUGUCCCUUCACGCCGUCGCUGCCCUUGGCCGGAUCUCCAUCCAGAGCUGAUCGGCCUCGUGCUCCUGCGGCUGCCGUCGCACGCCCACCGCGUCCGCCUCGCCGCCGUCUGCCGCGCGUGGCGCUCCAGCGCGCGGCUGCAGCACCCGCUGCCACCGCUGCUCCCCUGGCUAGCCCUCCCGGACGGCACCUUCCUCAGCCUCCCCGACAGCGCGAUCCACCGCUUGCCCGUCCCGGACGACGUCUCCUGGCGGGUCUCCACCGGCGACGCGCUCCUCCUCGUGCACGGCGACGGCCGGUGCUCUCUGACGAGCCCUUUCCCCGCCGUGACCACCCCUGUCGCUCUCCCUCAGCCACCGUUCUGGUUCCGAAGAAACUCGCGCGCCAACCACCUUCUAAAUAGCAUCCACAAGGCCGUGGUUUCCGAUGACCUCAUCGCCGUUCUAAAGUCAAGGUGCCUCCACAACGUCUUCGUCUCUACUCGCGGGCACGGGCGGCCAUCGUGGCGGCGGAAGUGGGCGCCGCCUUCAGGCAGCUUCACCGCCGACAUUGCCCUCUUUAAAGGGAAACCAUACGUCCUCACGACGAAAGAGGAGCUGCAUGUCCUGGACGCCGGCGAUCAGCAGCCAUCCAGCACGGUGCCGGUCGUCAAAACCCUAUGCAAACUCGGGCCCCCGAGGGAUGAUGAGGACUUCGGGCAUCCAUGGUUUAAUCCUUUCGCCACAUGGCACUACCUCGUCGUGUCCGGUGAUCAGCUGCUGAUGGUGAAACGGAUAAUCAAUAUACCUCUGAUAUUACCGGCAGACAUUAGGAUAGAGAAGCGGACUCACCGGUUUGAGGUCUUUGAAGCGCUCUUCGCCAGUGAUGGUUGUGGAUGGUGGAGAGAAGUCGAUACGCUGAUGAUGGGGCGAGCGCUCUUUGUUAGUCAAGGUUGUUCCGAUUCUCUUCCUGCCACUUUCGGCGCCCAGUGUGGUGUCAUCGGAGCUCGAGAAGAUUGCAUCUAUUUUGUGACGGAGCGUGACACCAGGUACCACCAGGAGAGGACUCCUCAGAACCCAUUCCUUGACUCCGGUGUGUACAACAUGAGAGAUCGAACAGUGACGCCUUUGCCGUUGGAGAUGGCAACAGUGCCUACCGUGCACAAGGGCCCCUGGUCUUCAACUUGGAUUUUUCCCAAAACUUGA